AUGGCCACUGCGCCUGCUAGAGCUCGAGCCGAUUACGACUUCCUCAUCAAGCUCCUUCUUAUCGGCGACAGCGGGGUUGGAAAGAGUUGCCUGUUACUUCGUUUCUCUGAUGAUUCGUUUACGACGAGUUUCAUCACCACAAUUGGGAUUGAUUUUAAAAUUAGGACAAUUGAGCUUGAUGGCAAGCGCAUCAAACUUCAAAUAUGGGAUACUGCUGGCCAAGAACGUUUCCGAACAAUCACAACAGCUUACUAUAGGGGAGCCAUGGGUAUAUUGCUGGUAUAUGAUGUGACGGAUGAGUCAUCCUUCAACAACAUCCGAAACUGGAUCAGGAACAUAGAGCAGCAUGCCUCUGAUAAUGUCAACAAGAUACUGGUUGGUAACAAAGCUGACAUGGAUGAGAGCAAAAGGGCUGUGCCAACAUCACGGGGCCAGGCAUUAGCUGAUGAAUAUGGUAUUAAAUUUUUUGAGACGAGUGCAAAAACAAAUUACAAUGUGGAGCAAGUCUUCUUUUCUAUAGCUAGAGACAUAAAGCAAAGGCUGGCAGAGACUGAUUCCAAAGCAGAGCCUCCAACCAUUAAAAUCAGUAAACCCGACCCUGGCAAGGGGUCAACUGCUGCUCCAGAAAAGUCAGCAUGCUGUAAUACUUGA
Molecule: messenger RNA, 651 nt
Organism: Ilex paraguariensis (yerba mate)
Lineage: Eukaryota; Viridiplantae; Streptophyta; Magnoliopsida; Aquifoliales; Aquifoliaceae
Source: the annotation of a GenBank genome assembly